This is a messenger RNA of Ziziphus jujuba (common jujube), 2302 nucleotides long. Its product is annotated as pentatricopeptide repeat-containing protein At5g56310-like. Gene Ontology annotation, molecular function: protein binding; RNA binding. Gene Ontology annotation, biological process: RNA modification. The record is from RefSeq and is a predicted model, not a curated record. Lineage: Eukaryota; Viridiplantae; Streptophyta; Magnoliopsida; Rosales; Rhamnaceae. The transcript has 2 exons. Bases 227 to 1723 code for a protein of 498 amino acids.
UUGUAAAAUAUUAUUAUUUAAAAUUUCUACCGUGUAGAAAGAAAUAAUGGAUAAAGAGCGAUGAUGUGGCACACAGAGAAGUCGAUCAACGGCCAGGAUCAUUCGAACCGCCUAACGUUGUUUAAGACCAGGAUUUUGAGUCGCCCCAAAAAAAAAAAAAAAAAAAAAAAAGCAUGCGAAGAUUCAAAAAAACGUAACUGAAACCAGGAGAGGCUCUGAAGCGCCCAUGGUGCUCCCGCCAAACCAGAAGCUAUGUCUUCAAAGCUUGAAUCUUGCAGAUACCUUGGCAACCAUGGCCCAGUCCUGCUCCUCCAUGAGACACCUCAAGCAAAUCCACGCCCACGCAAUCCUCACAAACCUCCAUCACCACCGCAUCGUUCUCGCCAAGAUCUUCCGUUUCGCUGCUGUCUCACCUUCCGGCGAUUUGCACUAUGCUUACCGCCUGUUCUCUCAAAUGCCCAACCCAAACACGUUCUUCUAUAACACUCUCAUACGAGGUUAUUCCAAGAGCUUUUCGCCUUCCUAUUCGGUUCAUUUGUUCAAUCAGAUGAGGCUGAAUUCCGUAGACCCAGAUGAGUUUACACUCACAUUCCUGCUGAAAUCGCGGUCAAGGAUGAAAAUCGAUCUCCCUUUGGUUAUGGAGUCCGAUGAGAUUCAUGGGGUUGUUUUGAAGUUUGGAUUUUGCUCUCAUUUGUUUGUGAAUAAUGCUUUGAUUCAUUUGUAUGCAGCGAGAGGGGUACCCAGCGCAGCUAGACGAGUGUUUGCUGAGACAGUGGAUGUGGAUGUUGUUUCAUGGUCGGGUUUGGUAGUGGCACAUGUGAGAGCUGGAGAAUUGGAAUAUGCGCAACAUGUAUUUGAUCGAAUGCCCGAGAGAGAUGUCGUUUCUUGGACUGCCAUGAUUUCUGGGUAUUCAAAAGCAAAGCGAUCGAGGGAGGCACUUGAUUUGUUUUGGGAUAUGAGGGAUGCAGGAGUGAGACCAGACGAGGUCACCAUGGUGGGUGUAAUCACGGCAUGUACAAAUUUGGGAGAUUUGGAAACUGGGACAGAAAUUCACCGAUAUAUUGAAGAUAACGGGUGUGGGUGGAUGGUUUCGCUUUGCAAUGCUUUGAUCGACUUGUAUGCAAAAUGUGGAUACAUGGAUGGCGCUUGGCAAGUGUUCAGAAACAUGAACAGGAAGAGCUUGAUCACUUGGAAUUCGAUCAUCUCAGCUUGCGCAAACCAUGGCAAUGCAGAUGAUGCAUUUAGUUUGUAUGAAAGCAUGGUCAACUCUGGUAUUCAACCUGAUGGGAUCACCUUUUUAGCCCUAUUAGUCGCUUACACACACAAGGGAUUGGUGGAUGAAGGUUACAGACUAUUUGAGAGCAUGCAAAAGGACUAUGGAAUUGAGGCAAGUAUUGAGCAUUAUGGAUGCAUGGUAGACAUGUUGGGCAAGGCAGGUCGGCUUGAAGAAGCAUAUCAAUUAAUAACUAGCAUGCCAAUACCAAGCAAUGAUGCUGUUUGGGGAGCACUGCUUGCAGCUUGCAGAACUCAUGGUAAUGUAGAUAUGGCGGAGAGAGUUGUGAAACGAUUGCUAGAGUUGAAACCAGAUGAGGGAGGAUACUAUAUCCUCCUUCGUGAUAUUUAUGUUGCUGCAGGACGGACAGAGGAGGCAAAUGAGAUGAGGCAUGCCAUGAUGAUCAAUGGUGCAAGAAAGAAUCCUGGUUGCAGUUGGAUGGGAGCAUAAAGAUUUAACAUCAAUGCUGUAUCUGCAUUCCGAAUUAAUGGGAUCCAGCCUCUUGCUUCUGUUGGUCAUGGAACUUAGAAACAAGGAGAAUGGUUGAGUUUCCAUCAGAUGUACCGGCAACGUCUUGCCAGAUUGUUCUAUGAUAUGCUAACUUUCUACAAAGCCCUCCCAGAGCUUACUGGGUGCAUUAGUCUUAACAACACACAAAAGAUUGGAGGCAUAUUUCUUAAUGUGUACCCCUAGGUUGCCCAGCACUGAGAUGUAAUCUCACAUGUUCCUUGUAUCAUGAAGUAAAUCAAAUUUGCAGAAAAUAAAAAUCGAUGUCCUGGUCUCUCAUUUGUGUCUGCAGCAAAAAAGAUUAUGUGCUCGGACAGAAUGCAAUCAAAGGUUUCUCAUUGACAUGUCUUCGAAGGCGAUUAGUGCCCCUCCAAGUUGGAAACUUCUAAAAGAACAUAUUUCUGUAGUUGAACACAUCCUGAGAGCCAUUUCCAUUUACCAUUUACUGUUGAUUGGAUAAAUGUUUUCAAGAUUACCAUCUUCAUUAAUGUUUUCAAGAGUACCAUCUUCAUUAUUACCUAA